UUCCUCGUUUUGAAAAUUCAACGAAAACAAAAUGAGUAAAUACAACUCAAAGUAUUUGGAGGACAAGCUUAAACAAGAGCUUGAAGCCAAGUACGUGAAUGUGGUCGAUGAAUCAGACGGCUGCGGAGGAAAAUUCAGCGUGAUUAUCGUAUCCGAAGCAUUCAAAGGCAAGACGUUGCUACAGAAACACAGAUUAGUCAACACGACGCUGGCCGAAGAACUAAAAGAAAUACACGCUUUCUCGCAAAAGUCAUACACGCCCGAAGAGUGGGAGAAAGUGCAGCAACAGCAGCAACAAUAAGCCGUAACCUGUUGUCGUUCGUUUGUAGUUUGAAUUUUUGCGUGCGAUGAUCGGAACCAGUAUAGACGAAACCAGCCACCACCGAAAACAGUGAACAGUUGAACAAAGAAAGUGAAAGGGAAACAACAGACAACUGGACCGGAGUGGAGUUUGGAGUUGCUAAAUAAACUACGCAAAUGAUCCGCUAAAUGCAUACGUUACAUAAAAAAACAAUAAAAACUUAAGUACUCGACGUA
Drosophila pseudoobscura is the source of this 537-nucleotide messenger RNA. Its product is annotated as bolA-like protein 2. Gene Ontology annotation, molecular function: 2 iron, 2 sulfur cluster binding. The record is from RefSeq and is a predicted model, not a curated record. Gene Ontology annotation, cellular component: nucleus; cytosol. The transcript has a single exon. Lineage: Eukaryota; Metazoa; Arthropoda; Insecta; Diptera; Drosophilidae. Gene Ontology annotation, biological process: intracellular iron ion homeostasis. The coding region runs from base 32 to 301 and encodes 89 amino acids.